This is a messenger RNA of Penicilliopsis zonata CBS 506.65, 2802 nucleotides long. RefSeq lists its product as hypothetical. The record is from RefSeq and is a predicted model, not a curated record. Bases 90 to 2609 code for a protein of 839 amino acids. The transcript has 7 exons. Lineage: Eukaryota; Fungi; Ascomycota; Eurotiomycetes; Eurotiales; Aspergillaceae.
UGUCACCCUUCAAUCCAGUUAUAUUUGAUAUUUGCUGCGUGUGUGUCUGAAUCGUAUUCCUUGCAAGAUAGAAGGGAAAAGAAAGAAUCAUGUCUCCUUCAGUUUGCCCCGCGAACAACGUGGAAAUCGUUGAGAUCCGUCAGGAGAACUUUGAAUUCUCCUUGGCGGAGGAUAUCUAUAACGGUAUCAAGUUGUCGGAGAAUGGGACACGUUCGUUGCCUACAAUGCUCCUCUAUGACGCCAAAGGUCUCAAUCUGUUCGAGGAGAUCACUUAUCUGGACGAGUACUACUUGACGAACACCGAGAUCGAGGUGCUGGAGACUCAUGCACAGCGGAUCGUCGAGCGCAUUCCAGCCAAUGCACAAUUGGUGGAGCUAGGUAGCGGGAAUCUUCGUAAGAUCGAGAUCCUACUCAAGGAAUUCGAGAGGACGGAAAAGCAUGUCCACUACUACGCUCUGGAUCUUUCUCUAUCGGAACUAAAGCGUACCUUCUCCGAGAUUCCUGUUGAUCAGUUCGAGUUUGUGAAACUUCAUGGCCUCCACGGGACGUAUGCCGAUGCCCUCACAUGGCUGAGCAAUCCUAAGAACCGCACGCGCCCUACUGGCGUAAUAUCAAUGGGUUCUUCUCUGGGAAACUUCAGUCGACCAGAUGCCGCCAGCUUCUUACACGGGUUCUCUCGACUUCUGGGCCCGUCGGACUUCAUGGUACUGGGUCUUGACGGGUGUAAAAACACUGACAAAGUGUACAAGGCUUACAAUGAUUCAAGAGGUGUCACGCGACAAUUCUAUGAGAAUGGGCUGGCUCAUGCAAAUGAGGUUCUGGGAUAUGAGGCCUUUAAGCCCUCUGAGUGGGAGAUCGUGACUCGUUACAAUGAAGAAGGAGGUCUACACCAAACCUUUGUCCGCCCAAAAUGCGACGUGACUAUCAACGGAAUCAAGAUUAGCAAAGGGGAGAAUCUACUUUACGAGGAAGCCUUCAAAUACGACCCUGCAGAGCGGGAGUCAUUGUGGCGCGAUGCGGGUUUGAUACAUAAUGUGGCAUUCGGCAACACUUCAGACGACUACCAUAUCCAUAUGCUGUCACCGGCUAAUCUCGACUUGCCAACAAACCCGUUGGAAUAUGCAGCAAGCCCCAUACCUAGAAUGGAGGAGUUCCAGUCACUUUGGACUGCCUGGGAUAUUGUCACCAAGGGGAUGGUGCCUGGUGCAGAAUUGCUUUCAAAACCGAUCAAUCUUCGCAACGUUCUCCUCUUCUAUCUAGGACAUAUCCCCACAUUCUCAGAUAUCCAUGUAACGCGAGCGCUGCGUGGAAAGCUCACGGAGCCAAGACACUACCAACUGAUAUUUGAGCGUGGCAUUGACCCUGAUGUGGAGGAUCCUGAACAAUGUCACGCCCACAGCGAGAUUCCAGACCAAUGGCCUCCUCUCGUUGAGAUUCUGGAGUAUCAAUGGAAGGUUCGAAGCAGAAUCCAAUCCGUGCUGCAAUCAGGCGGAUUGAAACACAACAGAACCCUUGGUGAAGCACUUUGGAUCGGGUUCGAGCAUGAGAUCAUGCACCUCGAAACAUUCCUCUACAUGCUUCUUCAGAGCGAUAAAACCCUACCUCCUCCUGGGGUUGAUACACCAGACUUUGAGAAGAUCUUCCGCGAGGCAAGAAAACAAGCAACGCCUAAUCAGUGGUUUGUGGUUCCCGAGCAGACCCUCCUGAUCGGCCUCGACGAUAAGGAUGACGGUGUUAUCCCUCCAGUGUCCUUUGGUUGGGAUAACGAAAAGCCACAACGUACCGCCGCUGUUUCCGCCUUUGAGGCUCAAGGCCGGGCGAUCACAAAUGGCGAAUAUGCGGAGUAUCUGGAAGCGAACCAUAUCGAGCAGAUUCCAGCAUCUUGGGUGCUCGCUGGUUUCAACGGAGCUUGCCACGUCUCGAACAAGAGUGGCAGCAACAGUUCUCUCCGCCCGAACGGUUUCCUGUCUUUAUAUACAGUGCGCACAGUGUUUGGUCCAGUAUCCCUAGAGCUAGCGCAGGACUGGCCUGUCGUCGCCUCUUAUGAUGAGUUGGCCGGCUAUGCAGAGUGGGUGAAGUGCAGAAUCCCCACCUACGAAGAGGUCCGAAGCAUCUAUCAAUAUUCCGAACAGCUGAAACAUGCUACAACCCCCCCCAAAACCAAUGGCCAUGGCACCAGUAACGAGUCUAACAGAAUUAAAGGUGAGACCAACGGCACCAAGCCCUAUUCAAAAGACCAUCACCAGCCUGUCCGACCGCCCGUGUCCAGCACCUCACCGGUCUUUCUUGAUAUCGAGGGCUGCAACGUCGGGUUCAAACACUGGCACCCUACACCUGUGAUCCAAAAUGGAAACAAGCUUGCUGGUCAGAGUGAGCUCGGGGGUGUAUGGGAAUGGACCAGUACGCCGCUCGUACCGCAUGAUGGGUUCAAGCCCAUGGACGUCUACCCGGGCUACACAGCGGACUUUUUUGACGGAAAGCAUAAUAUUGUCCAGGGUGGUUCGUGGGCGACCCAUCCGCGGAUUGCCGGAAGGACCUCGUUUGUCAACUGGUAUCAGCAUAAUUAUCCAUACGCAUGGGCAGGAGCACGGCUGGUACGCGAUCUCUGAGCUUGAAACGGUCUCCUUAAGACUCCUCCUCCCUGGACCCUGUAUGGCUCUAUUCUACCGAAAAAGAACCCUCGGCUCUUGAAUACUUGCUGGUGUCUAGUGCUCUAGUCUUUCCAAGGAUAUUAUUACUCUGCCUGUCUCAUAACCAAAUAAUAUGAUCAGUAUACUACCUGUAGUGAGGGGCAUAUUUUAG